Messenger RNA from Scylla paramamosain (green mud crab), 5645 nucleotides. RefSeq names its product NADPH oxidase 4-like. The transcript is spliced from 18 exons. Lineage: Eukaryota; Metazoa; Arthropoda; Malacostraca; Decapoda; Portunidae. Gene Ontology annotation, molecular function: superoxide-generating NAD(P)H oxidase activity. The record is from RefSeq and is a predicted model, not a curated record. Gene Ontology annotation, biological process: superoxide anion generation; defense response. Gene Ontology annotation, cellular component: plasma membrane; NADPH oxidase complex. The coding region runs from base 1731 to 4508 and encodes 925 amino acids.
AGAAACACUGGUCUACUGCCUGUUGUUUUAUACCAGGGCACCUCAUGUCUAAUCUCUAUUGCUUAAUUACUUUGCACCUUCCGUCUAUGCAUUCAAUUACUUUACUACCUUAAAUUUCUUGUCUGUUCUGUCUAAUGUUUUAUUUUCAUAUACCUCCUGUCUAUUCUUUUAUUUCCUUACACCUCCUAUCUACUUAUUUUUUUCAGACAUCUGUCUAUUUCCUUAUUCCCGUGCACCUCAUGUUUAUUCUAUCUAUCCAUUUUAUUUCGUUUCACUCACUUUCUUCCUCUAUACAUUCUGUCCAUUGCUAUAUAAUCAUUACAUUUCCUGUCUAUCUCAUUUCCCGUACAUCUCUUGUCUGUUCUACCUAUUGCUUUAUUCCCAUAUCUCCCUUUGCUAUUCGUAUAUUGUUUUAUCAUCGUACACUCCCGUUUGUUGCUGUACUUUUAUGUACCUUCCAUCCAUUGCUUUAUUAUCUUCACGUUUUCCGUCUAUCUAUAUGUUAUUUCUUUAGUCCCAUGCACCUUCAGUCUUUCUGUCUAUUUCAUUCCCGUGCACUCCUGUCUAAUACUUUAGUCUCGUCAAAAUUCUCCCGAGGUAUCAUUAGCACUGCAAUGAUCCCGUAUUACAUCAAGUGAUCCGUGUUAGUGACUUCACGCUGCGCCCUGCAAGUAAUGGGCUGACAGUUGUGAGCCCGUGGAGGGGUGAGUCAUCCAGCUGUACUGACUCUCUCCCUUCCCCCCCCUCCUCGCUCCCUAAGUAGCGGCGGCAGAAGCACCGGCAAGGAGGCGAGGAGGGAAGAAAGGGGAGGUAGGGAGGGAUGUCUUCAGUCUUGGUGUUUUAAGUUAUUCAUCCCUUGUGAGGUAACGAUGCCACAUGACGACUUUUACCCAUCUCAUAAUUGUCAGCUGUCACUCGUCCUUACAGCUGUUUGCUCCUGUGUGCCGACUUGUUUGUGUGUAUGUUUAUCUCCUCAAAGACUCUGGCAUCAGUGACCCAUAGAGCGCUUGCCCUGCUUGUGUGAGCCACGGUGGUGUCAGCACAAUUCUGGGGAGUUAUCAGAUGGCGUAGCAUCUCACUUUUAUUUCAGGCGGGAGGACGGAAUAGGGCAAGAGAAGGGUGCCAGACUGGGGUCGCCUGGCCGGUGACAACACAGGUCCUCCCCACAGCUGGGAGUGAUCGCCGCCCACAUCGUGACCUUGAGUAUGCAGCUAAGGGCGCCAGUGUGAAAGCGAAAGUAAGAAUGAAGCUGGCAUCCUCAGUUUCCUGCGGGCUACACACUAGAGUGGUUGGGACGGGCGUGCCCACGACGGCCACCAAGACCCUUCCCCCUCGGCCCUCGCGCUCCCCGGGCCGAUGCUCAGUGCUCACGUCAGACACAGUGGUGGCUCGCGUCUAGAGGAGGAAGGUGCGUCCCGCUCCUCCGCCCCUCAUCACUGACUGUCUUUUGUUGCUGCUGAACUCCACAGGACACUUCUAGAAUAAAGAAAAUACGGGAACAAACCAACAACCACAACAUUCGAGGCACAAUCCCACUUUGAAAACGCUAAAAACCAUAAUAGAAAAAAAGAAAAAAAAACUCAACAAGUAGUAGCCACCAAGACAAAAGGCUAAACAAGGCUGCAUAAGUCGGCUCGCUGCUGAACAGUCCAGCGGAAGAGGAGAGGAGGGCGGUGGUGGAAGUGUUCCCAAUGAACUAACAAACAGUUGAGGUGAGCGCGUGCGUCAAAAUGGCUAAGUGCCUGAGGAUACUCCGCUUGCUGUACGCCGCCUUCAAGAAGUACUGGAUCUUUAUUGUGUGGACAGCGGCCUGCAGCUUCGCAUUCUACGCAGACUACAUGUACUACAAAAGACAGCCGCAGUACUAUUACCUCCGCCGCAUGCUUGGGGUGGGUCUGUGCAUCUCCAGAGGGUCAGCUGCUGUACUUAACUUGUCCUGCUGCUGCCUGGUGGUGCCAAUGUGCCGCUCCCUCACCACCAGCCUGGCGCGCCUCACUCACUGCUACACAGGCUGGACCUGCCUGGCCUCCCUCACCUACCCACUCACCCACACUGCCAAGACCACACACGUCAUGGUCGCCAUCACUGUUAUUCUAAGCUCAGUGGUGCACUCAGCCGCUCACAUGUCCAAUGCUUUCAAUUUCUCCCGCCACUUCAGCAGACGUUACCCAGAACUCAACGUGGCGGCCUUCAAAGAUCAGAACCCGAUUCAACUCUUUAUCACAACAGUUCCAGGUCUAACAGGGUUGGCCAUGCUACUAAUCCUGGUGGUGGUGGGGGUGAGCUCCACUCGCUGGGUCAGGCAGAGGCACUACAACUUCUUCUAUUACACUCACUACCUUGGCUUUGUUUUCUUAGUCCUCCUCCUCAUUCAUCCCCUCAGUGGUGUUCUCAAGGAGCAGAAGAAUGUUGAGAGUCACAUCCCAGGCUGUCAGAUGUCAGAUGGCCCACUAGAGGAGGAAGCAGGAUUUCCUGAACCCAGCAGUGAGGAAGCCCAGCCUCUGGUGCACAGCUCAGCCCUCCAGGGUAUUGCAAGGCAGGACGGUACACCAACUAAGCACACUGAACCAGAAGAAAAAUUCAGCUUCAUAGACUCUGAGACCAUUGACAGCCACCCCAAGCCUGAGGAGUACAGCUUCCCAGAGCCUGAGGAGUAUGGCUUCCCAGAACCCAGCUAUGAAGAAAGUUAUGGUUUUGCAGAACCUCCGCCAAGAAUGGAUUUCUCAGAGUACAGCAGUGGCUACGGAGACCUGGGGCUCAUCUUACCACAACCCAAGGUGAUGUUUGGGAACCAGAGGCCAGCAGUGUCAUCUAACUUCUUAGAGGAAGAUCAGAGAUUUGAGACACCAACAAGAAUGUGGAUGAAGAAAUUCCACAUAAAGAGAGAGAUUUGCCAUCACUUGCCAAAGUUUGGAUCUGUACAUUCAGUGACAUGGGUGUGGAUGACGGUUGCCCUGGUGGCCUGGAUGGUGGACUGGCUGGUGCGGUGGUGGCAGCGCAGGAAGGAAGCUGCUGUGGUGGAGGUGGAGUUCCAUCCAUGUAGUGUGGUUCAGCUUACCCUCAGAAAACCUGGCUUCUCCUGCUCUCCUGGCCAGUAUGUGUUGGUGCAGUGCCCACAAGUGUCCAGGUUUGAGUGGCAUCCUUUCACUGUGACAUGUCCACCAAGUCACCACUCCCCCGACACAUUCACCAUCUUCAUGCAGGCACGGGGGGACUGGAGCCACCAUCUGGCCACAGUACUGCAGCCAAACCUAAACACUUUCUCUAUGAUAGUCAGUGCAGUCAGUAGUGAUGUGAAAAGUACAAAACAUGAUCAAAAAAAUGUUUCCAGUUCACUUAGACAUUCUAGUCAUUCACUGUGCAGCCGCCUAAGCUUGCCAUCAUCGUCACCAUCAUCAGACCAUCAGCGUCAUUCACUAAUGUUUAAGCCCAUUCAUGGUUUUCCAAACAUAGACUCAUCACAAAAACCCUGGAAGGGAAUCAUGCACAAAUCAUCUUCAUGUGACAAGUCAAGGGGUUCUGACAGCACAGGUUUAAAUGAAAGAGUUCCUUGCCCUGAGUCUGUCCCACACAAAGGUUUGGGAAGCCAAAGUGUGGAUGCCCAGCUCUUCCAUGCUGCUCCCUCAUCACUUUGUAGUAACUCAGCAUUGCAGGAAGGAAAGGGGGAUGCAAUGUCUGGUAUACCAGGAUCUCAGGAACACUGUAACAAAAAUUCCAUCACCUUGCAUUCACAUCCCAAUCAUUAUAGAUUGAAAUUAGAAGUAGACCCUCACAAUCCAUGUAAUGUAAACACCAGAGAGAAUAUCAAAGAAAAGCAUGCAUUAAAAGCACACAGCAGCUCGGAGUCAAAGAAUGACAUGUACAUCAGCUCAGUCAUGAACUGUAAUCAUUAUGUUGGUAGAAGAAGUGUUCAAGAUGGAAGGACGGAUCCAGCCAGUGACAGGAAGACCAUCGUUCAUAUUCCUGAAACUCCAGAUGUGAGACUGUAUGUGGAUGGCCCAUUCACCUCCCCAAGUGAGGGAAUGCUGCACUACCCAGUGGUGAUCGGUGCUGCUGGAGGCAUGGGCAUCACUCCACUGGCAGCCACACUCACUCACAUACUGUGCUGCCAUCCAUUGUGGCCAAGGAGAGUCCACGUGGUGUGGGCUGUGCGGGACGCCAGACUCCUGCACACCUUUGCUCCGCUGUUGUCAGGUCUGCUGCGGCUGUGCUGGGAGACACAGGCAGAGGACCGGGCUGAGCUGAGCCUUCAUCUCACUACUCCUACUUCUCCACAGCUCCUUCAGGACCUGUUUGCAUCAGACCAUCCUGCACUCCUUCCUCGCAUCAGGCAAGGAAGGCCUCAGUGGAAGCACCUCUUCCAGGAGUGGCAGUCCUUAUAUGCAGGGAAGGUGGUGGGAGUGUUUGCUUGUGGGCCACGAAAGCUCCGCCAUCAGGUGAAGAAGCGGUGUCUGGCAGCUGUGUCUCGGGGAGCUGCCUUCCAUUACCACCAGGAGUCCUUCUCAUGAUGACACAAGCAAGAUAACACCUUUCUUCUUAAGACUUCUAAGAAACAGCCGAUAUAGCAUCACAGUCUCUGAAGACGCGUGGCGGCGCUGUAACACAAGACAGUGUUAGUUUAACCAAAUAAUCCCAGUGAGAACAUGUAAUGCAAAAAGAACCUACUAUGUAUCAUGCUACACUACAAAGAACAAUUUACUUCUGCUUUGUUCUUGGUUCAUAAAAAGUAAUAGCCUUUGUGGGAAGGGUUUAGUCAUAUAAUUAACCCUGCCUUAAGGCAAGCUUGGAUAUUAACCAAACACCCAGGCUGGUUACAGCAGUGAAUACCUGUCCCCACAUCCUUACUGCACCAACACACAUCAUUAUUCACUGAAAUGUUACCAAAGUUGGUGAAAGCUCCCUUCUCUACAAAUAAAACAAUAAUUCUUCCUAUUAUACAUAAAUCCUUCACUCCUUCUUUCAUUCUUUUCAGGUUCUGCUCUCUUUCUACAUAACCACUACACCUGAGCAACCUAUAAGUUGCUAUUUCCAACACUUGUGUCCUAACCAUAACAUGGACAUUGAAUUUUCAUUCCAUUUACUUCUGUCUAUUUUCUCUACUUCAUAUCUCACUUCUCGAGUGGUGGCCACACUGGAGCAGCUUUCUCCUUUGACUGUUCAAGUCCUCUCCUCUCCUAGCACCUAUUUAACAGAUGCAUCCCUGUUUUCUAAAUGACCAUCUCCUAACAGGACACUUUAUUUCACUUUUUCCUUAUCAAUGUGGCCAUACUACAUCUUUCAUUUAUUCCAUCACACUUCGCCCCUUCAUUGUCACAAAUUUCCAUGCUGCAACAUUCAAACACUUCCCUGUUCUCACAUUCCCCAUCUUGUUUAUUUGCGGUCCCUCUCAGAAAACUUGUUUCCACAGGACACACUCUAGAUUGGUGUACCCCAUUCCAGCCUCUGAUUUGUAUGUUAACAUUAGCUGGGGAGUGAUACUUCUGAUGUUUUUUCCUCCAUGUACAUUCUCCUAUAUUAUGUUCUUUCAUUUCUUUGUUACUUUUUUUCUCUUUGGAUUUGUUUACUUUAUUCCCUUCUUUUCUUGACCCACACAGGUACAGAAACAAGCUUGUUGUGUAAAAGAAUAAUAAAGAAGUAUAAAAACA